Molecule: messenger RNA, 1247 nt
Organism: Megalobrama amblycephala (Wuchang bream)
Lineage: Eukaryota; Metazoa; Chordata; Actinopteri; Cypriniformes; Xenocyprididae
Product: ribonuclease inhibitor-like
Exons: 7
Coding region: 89-1078 (329 amino acids)
Molecular function (GO): protein binding
Source: RefSeq, a predicted model, not a curated record
UAGGCUAAAUGAUUGUAACUUAACAGACAAAAGCUGUUCAGCUCUGGCUGCAGUUCUUGGAUCAGAUACCAAUCUGAAAGAGCUGAACAUGAACAAUAAUAAUCUGCAUGAUUCAGGAGUGAAGCUGCUCUGCACUGGACUGAAGAAUUUAAAGUGUGAAUUGAAGAUACUGAGACUCUCUAACUGCAGUGUAACAGAAGAAGGUUAUACAGCUCUGGCUUCAGCUCUGAGAUCAAACCCUUCACACCUGAUAGAGCUGGAUCUCACAGGAAAUUAUCCUGGACAAUCAGGAGUGAAGGAGCUCAGUGAUUUACUACAGGAUCCAAACUGUCAACUGAAGACACUGAGACUCUCUAACUGCAGUGUAACAGAAGAAGGUUAUAAAGCUCUGGCUUCAGCUCUGAGAUCAAACCCUUCACACCUGAUAGAGCUGGAUCUCACAGGAAAUGAUCCUGGACAAUCAGGAGUGAAGGAGCUCAGUGAUUUACUACAGGAUCCAAACUGUCAACUGAAGACACUGAGGUUUUUGAAUGCUGCUGCAGAUGAAGCCUGUCAGUAUGUGGAGAGAGUUGUGGGUAAAAACCCGUUACUCCAGAGAGAGCUGAAUCUGAGUGAACAUAAACUAGGAGACACACGAGUGAAUCAGAUCGCUGCCCUACUGCAGGAUAAACACUGUCGACUCAACACACUGACUCUGAUUGGAUGCAGUAUUACAGAGAAACAGUGUGUCAUCCUGACUUCAGCUCUGAAAUCAAACCCAUCACACCUGAGAAAGCUGAACCUCAGUGACAAUAAACUAGGAAACACAGGAGUGAAGCACUUAUGUGACGUACUGAAGGAUUCACACUGUAAACUGGAGAGAUUGAGUCUACUGGACUGUGGCAUUACAGAUGUUUCUUCUUUAACUCAGUCUUUGACUAACUCAAAAGCACUGCAGUUUUUAAAAGAUCUUGAUCUGAGAUGGAAUAAGAUCGGAGACUCAAAGCAGCGGCUCAGAGACGCGUUACGAGACUCAAACUGUGUCCUGAGUAUAUAUAAUCAAUCACCAAACACGUCUGACGGAUGCUCUAUAUCAUAGUGUGAAAUCAUCAUAAAUGGAGCAGAAAUCAUCAGGUGAUCCACAGAAGAGUCUCACUACUGUGUCUAUGAGGAGAAAUAAAUGUGUGAUUAAUGUGUAAAUGUGUUUCAUACAGAUGGAAGAGACUCAGACUUUACAAUGAAAUAAAGCAGCAUGUGUGUUAGAAACA